CUCACACUCACUGUGGAGGGAGCACGUCACAGAGCUUGGGGAAUGAGCGGCUCAUUAAGAAGAAGGAUGUGAUAUUUUGAAUAGAGCCUGUGAGACUCCCAGCACAUCUAUUUUUAGACCAGAUACCUCUAUGGCAGUCACCGUGGUGUUGGUUAAUUGCAGCCACGGCCCCAGAUACCAAUUAAGAAUGAAACAAAUGCUUUUAAGGUGGGGUUUUGGCUCCUCCCCGUCGGCGAGGUCCUCCUCAUGUCCGUCCUGAGUGGGGGCAGUGAGCGUGUUUGCUCGGGUGUGUUUUCCUGUAUCGGGUCGGGACAUGCGGCGUGCUGUUAAAGCCUCGGUCCGGCUAUUUUUAAAUGAGCCCCUGUGGAAGGCGAGAUCCAGAUUUCCUUCUCGUGAUGCUUGCUUGUGUGUCUGUGGCUGUUGGAUGCCGACCCAUGUCUCACUGACUGCUGCGAAUCUGAGCGCUUCUCAAAGUUCCACCAGGUUAGAAGAGUGAUGACCAUCCUGUUCCUUACUAUGGUUAUUUCAUACUUCAGUUGCAUGAGAGCUGCGCCCCUGAGAGACGCCCCGGGCAUGCGGGGCCACCGGACGGAAGGCUACUUGGGCGCUGCCGCCGCCGCCGCCGCCGCCGCUGCGACGGCCGCACGAGGCCACGGGACUCCACAGGGCGGCAGUGGGCCCGGCCAGCGCGGGGAACUGCCCUCGCUCACAGACACGUUCGAGCAAGUGAUCGAGGAGCUGCUGGAGGUGGAGGGAGAGGCGGCGCAGCUGGGACAGGGGGCUGAUAAGAGCCAGGGAGGCGGGGGCCCUUCCUCUGCGGUCAGCGCAGAGAACAAGGAUGUCAACCUGUACGACUCGCGGGUGAUGAUCAGCAACCAAGUGCCUUUGGAGCCGCCCUUGCUCUUUCUCCUGGAGGAAUACAAAAACUAUCUGGAUGCCGCUAAUAUGUCCAUGAGGGUGCGGCGACACUCCGAUCCCUCACGGCGCGGAGAGCUCAGCGUGUGUGACAGUAUUAGCCAGUGGGUGACAGCUGUGGAUAAAAAGACGGCAAUAGACAUGUCUGGGCAGACAGUUACCGUCAUGGAAAAGGUCCCUGUCCCCAAUGGCCAACUGAAGCAAUACUUUUAUGAGACCAAAUGCAACCCCAUGGGGUACACGAAGGACGGCUGCAGAGGAAUAGACAAGCGGCAUUAUAAUUCCCAAUGCAGGACAACCCAGUCCUACGUGCGAGCGCUUACCAUGGAUAGCAAAAAGAAGAUUGGCUGGCGGUUUAUAAGGAUAGACACUUCAUGUGUAUGCACAUUGACCAUUAAAAGAGGGAGAUAGUGUAUAAAAUGUAUAGAUUUUAUUGAAGAGUUUAAAAAAGAGAAUAAAGAGAAAAUAUCUAUUUGUAUAUAUACAUAACAGGGUAAAUUAUUCCGUCAAAUGAAAAUUUUAUGGACUGCAUGUAAAAAAAGAUGAAGUUUAUACAGUAAAAGUGAUACUACAGUCUAUUUAUUGAACAUAUUCAUGACCUUGUAAACAAUUAAAAAAAAUCUGAUCAGUCA
Molecule: messenger RNA, 1547 nt
Organism: Solea senegalensis (Senegalese sole)
Lineage: Eukaryota; Metazoa; Chordata; Actinopteri; Pleuronectiformes; Soleidae
Gene: bdnf
Product: brain-derived neurotrophic factor
Exons: 2
Coding region: 496-1326 (276 amino acids)
Biological process (GO): positive regulation of collateral sprouting; nerve growth factor signaling pathway; cell surface receptor protein tyrosine kinase signaling pathway
Molecular function (GO): nerve growth factor receptor binding; growth factor activity
Source: RefSeq, a predicted model, not a curated record